AUGGCUACGGCGGCGUGGUAUCAUCGUGACAUCAGCCGCGUGCACGCAGAGGACCUGCUGGCGCGGGCAGGGAGGGACGGCAGCUACCUGGUGAGAGACAGCGAGUCUGUGCCGGGAGCCUACGCGUUGUGCCUGCUGUUCCAGCGCCAUGUUCACACCUACCGCAUUCUUCCCGACGCGGACGGCCAUCUAGCGGUCCAGACGACGCAGGGGGCGCAGGUGAACUGUUUCCGGACCCUGGAGGAUCUGGUGUUGGGGUACCAGCAUCCCCACAAGGGCCUGGUCGCUCCUCUGCUCUACCCCGUCCCGCGGGACGCAGACCCCGGGGAGGAGAGCUCAGAAGACGAGAAGCAGCCUGCGGGUCCCUCCUCGGUCCACGCUGUGCCUUCCACAGGACCACCUGCAAAAGCCACCCCUCACGCCUUGUUUCUGGAUAAGCUGCGGGAGCGGCACACAUCCAGCGCUGCGGGGGACGUGAUCGAUCUACUCAAUGACUACCUCUCGAGUGAGCUGCCUCUUGACAUUGAGAACGUGCACAAAGGGGCCACGACUCUGUCCCACCUCAAUCGCACUCUGGGUACUGCGUGCCAAGGGUUAAACAGUGAAAUCGACGUGACCCUCUCGAGCCUGGAGACCCUGGCCAAGGUGUUCGACCCUCCGAGCUGCUCUUUGACGCAUGCCAAGAAACAGGGCCCUGAGAUGGAUAUAGACACUCUGCUGUGUAAGGUCUCAGCUCUGGUCAGCCUCCUUUCUUCACUGGAGAAAAAGGUAUUACAAGCAUUACAAGACGCGGUGACCAGUCACAAUCUGGCAGUGCAGCCUAACCCACCCCCUCCCGAACCAGCACCUGUCAAGAACCAUGCUGGACAGUUGCCAGUUCACUCCUUCCAGGUGAAGGUGGUGAGGUACGGCAGGCAGACUGUUUCCGUGGACGUGGAGGCGGGCGCGCUGCUCUUCGACAAGAAGGCUGGUUCCUUCGGUAUAGAGAGGGUCUCGCAUGACCGAAUCCUUCAGAUCGGCAUCUUCCAGAGCAGUCCGGUAAAGUUGCGCAUGGUGGUCGACAGCCGCCAUGCGGCGCCCCGGGAAAUGACGUUCGAGAGUGCGCGGAAGCGCGACGCGUUCUGCCGACUCCUCCAGCUGAUGAGAAGCAGGCACUCGCAGCUGAGGGAACCGGACGUGAUCUCCGUGUUUGUUGGCACCUGGAACAUGGGUGGUUCCCCUCCUCCCCGCAGCCUGCAGUCGUGGGUCGCCUGCUGCGGUUUGGGGCACACGCCGGAUGACUCGACCGCCUCGCUGCCGCACGACAUCUACGCCUUCGGGACGCAGGAAAACCCUCAGGGGGAGAGAGAGUGGACGGAACACAUCAAAGCGAACCUUCGCAGCCACACGCACAUGGACUACAAACAAGUGGCAGUACAGUCUCUGUGGAAUAUGAGGCUGGCCGUGUUUGUGAAGCCGGAGCACGAGGGCCGCGUCAGCCAUGUGCACACAGCCAGUGUGAAGACCGGCUUGGGAAACACAUUGGGAAACAAGGGAGCCGUCGGCGUCUCCCUCCUCUUCAACGGCACGUCCUUUGGGUUUGUUAACUGCCACCUGACGUCUGGAAGCGAAAAAGUCCUGAGGAGGAACCAGAACUUUGUGGACGUCCUCAGACUUCUCUCUCUGGGCGACAAGCAGCUCGGUGCCUUCGACAUCAGCCUGCGCUUCACCCACCUGCUGUGGUGCGGAGACCUCAACUACCGGCUCGACCUGGACGUCCAGGACAUCCUGAAACACGUCUCCAAGAGAGAGUUCGAGGAGCUCCUGCGUGCCGACCAGCUGACCAGAGAGAGACGCAAGAGGAAGGCCUUCCUCAAUUUCAAGGAAGAGAAGAUUGCAUUUCCACCCACAUAUCGGUACGAGCGGGGCUCCAGAGACUGCUACCUGUGGCAGAAGUACAAGACUUCGGGAGUGCGAGUUAAUGUUCCGUCGUGGUGUGAUCGGAUUCUGUGGAAGUCCUACCCAGAGACACACGUCUUGUGCACUGCUUACGGUUGCACGGACGACAUCUUCACCAGCGACCACUCGGCCGUUUUUGCCACGUUCCAACUGGGAGUGACGUCCCGGUUCAGCUGCGCGGCGGACGCGGCGGCGUCCCGUCACCGGGUGAACAGCCUCGCCGUGCAUUCGUCUGGCGCCGACACACACGCGAGCGUGGAGAAGGCCUGGAUAGAGCUCGAGGGCAUCGAGGCCAUCGUGAAGACGGCGAGCAAAGCAAAGUUCUUCAUCGACUUCCAUUCGUCUUGCCUUGAGGAGACACAGCGCUCGAGUGAGAAUGACUCCCAGAGAUGUGAUGUUCCCGGAUUUCCCAAACUGGGCUGGUCCUUCAAACAACUGCCAAAGCUUUUUCCAAUCGUGUCUGACAUGGAGUAUCUUCAGGAUCAGCACCUGCUGUUGUCUGUCAAGUCAUGUGACGGGUUUGAGUCCUACGGGGAAUGCUGCGUGGCUCUGCGCUCACUCACCGGUGCCUCGGAGCAGUUUGAGACCUUUUUGAGUCACAGAGGCGAGGAGAUGGGCUCCAUGAGGGGACGAGUCCGGGUCCACGUGCCCAAGGACAGACGAGGAACUCGAGAGAAGACCUACGAGUGGUUCUAUUUUGAGAAGGAUGGCAAAGGUCCCGAAAGGGGACAAAUGUCUCCUGCGUCUACAAGAGUCCCAGUAAACAGGACUCUGGCAGCUCCUCCCAAACCAACCCCGAGCAGCUACACCAAUCCAGCCUACUUCAUCUUUGAAGGCGUGUCGGUGCCCCGCAGGGUGGAGGAGGCUCCCCUUCAGCGUCGGGACUCUCUGGUGAUCUGGUCUGGGAACGAGGCCCUGCCGCUCCCGAAAAUCUCAGGGCGCAAGGAAUCCGACGGCGGACCUUGUCGCAGAUCGGACUUUACAGAAAUUGAGAUUCCAGUCGUCCUGCCCCAGUACGCCGCGGCCAACGACCUCAACUCACCACACGCCAGCUCCUCUUAUCAGCUUUUCCCGGCUAAAAACCCGUCCCCCGUCCACCCGACCGCAAGUGACGCCAUGUCUCUUUACCAGGAACAGACCUCACACACCAGAGACAAGUACCAAGGAAAAAAAAUAGUUGAUGACCCCGUACUCCCCGAAAAGAACUUGAGAAACUUGUAUAUGAAUCACACGGCAAUCAUCAGGGAACAAGACCGAAGGAAUCAUCAUCAGCAGCAGCAGCUUCUCCCAGAAAGGACCAAACCUGUGUGGGCACCCAAGGUGCCGCCGGCUGUCCCCUACGUCCCCGCCCAAUCGGCACACUCUCAGGCCCCUGUCCCCUGGAUGGGGGACCAGCAGCCCCCGGGGGACAACUCCCUCACUGCUUUGCAAAUGGCAAAGUCCCUCAGCGAAGUUGACUUCUUUCCUCCCGCGCAGAGAGGGCCGUGCGUACCCGACCACGGGCCCAGUUACAGAAAGGGCCCCGCCGUGCACGGAGGUGGAGACUACGGCUGGGAGAAAGAGGUGUCGGUGCUCCAAGGUGCGCCAGAGACUGUGCGGGAGCUUCUCGGUGCUCUGGGUCUUCAGGAAUACACCCUAGGACUCAGCCUGAAUGGAUGGGAUGACGUGGAUUACUUCAGCGGCAUCACUGAGCAGGAUCUACGCGCCGCAGGAGUGACAAACCCUUCGCACCGACGCAGGAUCCUCGAGAACCUGCCCAGGAACUGGAACUGACCCACGAGGAGAGGAGUCGUGCUCCCGAGGUCCGAAAGGCAGGACGGACGGAGUGGGUGUCAAUCGCACAGCAGCUGCACCUGACCACAGCGCCGCCGUCUUUUCAUCCGCCCAAUCAAUGCCGCUUGGCCGGUUUGUCUGCGUCAACGGAGCGCAGGAAGUACCUGUCGGCACAGCGUGCUUUAUUCAUCCAUCCAUCUCGGGCGGAUAAUGAAAGCGGUGGGGGAUGUGGAUGUGGAAACUUAAUUUGUAUCUGAAGUUAUUGACACAAGGGCUCAUUGAUUUAGCUUUAAUGCUUUUUAAAUGGCUAUGAAAAUACAGUCAUUUAAUUUCCAGCGUGCACUCAAGGUUAGUGUUCAUGGUUCACCUUCAUCCCUUCGACUGUGUGCUUUCCAUUACUCUGCGAUUAUUGAGCCUGGAUCUGAGCUUGUAAAAGCCUCCUAUUAAACCUGUGGAGCAUAAAAUCCAUAGCUGCAUACAUCUACUGGAACAGCGUCUGUAAAGUUGGUAUAGAAGGACUUGCUAUAUCUGGUUAUGUUUACUGUCCCAUAAUGUUGCUAUCAUGUCACUUAAUCAGUACCACUGUCCACUGUGCAUGUUACAUGAAUCCAUUUAUUUUAAGUAAAGUGCAUAAAGCCUC
Molecule: messenger RNA, 4351 nt
Organism: Pungitius pungitius (ninespine stickleback)
Lineage: Eukaryota; Metazoa; Chordata; Actinopteri; Perciformes; Gasterosteidae
Gene: inppl1b
Product: inositol polyphosphate phosphatase-like 1b
Exons: 26
Coding region: 1-3711 (1236 amino acids)
Biological process (GO): negative regulation of insulin-like growth factor receptor signaling pathway; phosphatidylinositol dephosphorylation; regulation of immune response
Cellular component (GO): cytosol
Molecular function (GO): protein binding; inositol-polyphosphate 5-phosphatase activity
Source: RefSeq, a predicted model, not a curated record